AUGGAUUCUAACGAACUUUUUCCUAUUAAUUUUCAAGACACUUCCGAUAGCGAUACUGCUUGUUCGAGUGCAAAUGUUACCCCUCUUUCUGUCCCUCUUUCUGUAAAUACAAAAAAUAAAAAACCGUCUCUAGUUACGCCCUAUUUUAUUAAAAAAUCAAACGAUGAUAGUGUAGUUGCUUGUGUUAUUUGUAAAAAUACAUUCAGCAAAAAAACAGCUACAGGUAAUUUGCGCAAACAUCUUGAUUCACAACAUCCGGGUUGGAAUAUAAUCGAGCUUUUUGCACUUACCAAUACAAUUUCAGCACAAAGUUUGACAACUGAUCAAAAGGCUCGAUUUAAUACUUUAUUAGCUGAAUGGAUUGUUUCAGAUACUUUACCUUUCUCAACCGUUAAAAGCAAAGCAUUAAUUGCUUUGUUACGAUAUCUUAAUGCAAGUCUUGAGUUACCUUUGCAUGGAGAUGUUCAGGCCCUUUUUGGGCAAAUUUCUAGCCGAAUUUCAAUAACAUUGGAUAUUUGGACCUCCCGUGCAACAUACCGUUUCUUGGUGUUACAGCACAUUAAAUCGACAGUAAUUGGGACCUUAAAAAAAAUUUUAAUCGAUAUUCGAAUGCUUCCACACCCGCAUACCGGUGAGGAUAUUGAAAUUCAAUUAAGAUCGAUUUUAGAUACUUUUGAUAUUACUAUGAAGUCUUCCAUGAUUACUCAAGAUUUUAAAGAAAUUGGUCUGUCCGUUGGUGAAGAUGAAGCAGUUCACAAAAUUCCACAAAAUGUAUCAACUAGUAAUCUUGCUCAAUACAAGCUUACAGAACAAGAAGAUUUUGACCUUCAGGCUGUAAUCCGGUUUUUACGACCAUUUUAUGAAACUACAAAUACGCUCUCUGGUAGCACAUAUGUAACAUUUGGUCUUUCUAUUUUAUUGAUAGAUGACAUUGUUGAUAUUAUUACAUCAUGUAUUCAAGAUUCAUCCAGCCCCCUAUUUCUAAAAACCGCUGCAACCCAAAUGUCGAAAAAGGUCAAACAAUAUAUGGUUCAUAUAUAUAAUAAAGCAGCCUUUAUGGCUUCAAUUCUCGAUCCUCGAAUCAAACUGGAAUUAAUUCCGGUUGAUAUGAAUACUCUAGAAAAUCAAAAUUUUUUUAAUCAAAUUUUUCAGGAGUAUUUGUCAAAUAAUUUAUCCACAAAUUUAGCUAUCGAAAACGUAUUAACUAUGACAAUAUAUGCAGAACAAGUAGCUCAAAAGCGACGACGGGUUAAUGCUUUUAACACAAUGAAUGAGGUUACUCAAUAUUUAAAUGAAGCCACCUUACCAAUGAGCAUUAAUCCCUUGGAGUGGUAG
Messenger RNA from Racocetra persica, 1335 nucleotides. Lineage: Eukaryota; Fungi; Glomeromycota; Glomeromycetes; Diversisporales; Gigasporaceae. The record is from the annotation of a GenBank genome assembly.